Molecule: messenger RNA, 1856 nt
Organism: Rhinichthys klamathensis goyatoka
Lineage: Eukaryota; Metazoa; Chordata; Actinopteri; Cypriniformes; Leuciscidae
Gene: crlf1b
Product: cytokine receptor-like factor 1b
Exons: 8
Coding region: 201-1436 (411 amino acids)
Biological process (GO): cytokine-mediated signaling pathway
Cellular component (GO): external side of plasma membrane
Molecular function (GO): cytokine receptor activity; protein binding
Source: RefSeq, a predicted model, not a curated record
AAUACAUGGGAGGAGCUUCAGAAGAAUCAACUUUUUCAGCUUUUGAGGCGUUCACUAUAUUGAUUCUUCUCUAAAAUUGAGAGUGAAUGUGAAUCUGAGCGUCCUCUCCGCAUAAUGGUGCUUUUCAGAACCAGCAAUGAUUUUCACGAAGCUUUCUGGUGAUUAAGGCUUUUAUUUUUCUGCAGUUUAUGUGAAGGAGAAUGGAUUAUUGGUACGCGCGCUCCCAUCAGCAUGACAAGAAUCGAGUUGAGAGCGCGCGCGACAGACAAAUGACAAUUUCAGUCAUUAUGUUGUUUUUUGUUGCGCUUCUUCCAUAUGCACUCACAGCACACUUGGCUGUCAUAUCCCCCCAGGAUCCAGUGCUUUGCAUCGGCUCGAGCUUGACUGCAGUGUGUACUGUUAGUGCCGAGCUGGAAAUAACAGCUAGGUCCUUGUACUGGACGCUGAAUGGGAGACGCUUGGCCAGAAACACUUACAGAGUCCUGAGCCCAACCGAAUCAAGCGUCACACUUCAUCAACUCAAUGGCUCCUUGCAGCAGUCAGGAGACAACCUGGUUUGCCACCGAAGCAACGGAGAAGUGUUGGCCGGAUCGUGUAUUUAUGUUGGCUCACCCCCUGAGAAACCCGUCAACCUGACAUGCUGGUCACGAAACACCAAAGAUCUCAGCUGCAGAUGGAGUCCAGGGAGUCAAGGAGAAACGUUCAUCAAUACCAAAUACGUCCUCAAGUACAAACUAAAAUGGUACGGUAAAGAGAAAGACUGCGAGGACUACACGGGACAGCCGUAUAUGUGCUACGUUCCACGCGACCUUGCCAUUUUUACACCAUAUGAAGUCUGGGUGGAUGCGUCCAAUCAGCUUGGCUCUGCCACUUCUGAUGUGGUCACCUUAGACAUUUUAGAUGUAGUAACUACAGAUCCGCCUCCUGAUGUCCUUGUGAGCCGCGUUGGAGAGCUGGAAGAUCAGUUAAGUGUUUGUUGGGGCAGUCCUCCUGCCCUGAAAGACUACCUGUUUCAGGCCAAGUAUCAGAUACGAUACCGUGUGGAGGAGAGCGACGAAUGGAAGGUGAUAGAUGAUGCUGGGAACCAAACGUCAUGUCGGUUAGCGGGUCUCAGAGCCGGCACUGUGUAUUUUGUCCAAGUACGCUGCAACCCAGUGGGCAUCUAUGGAUCGAAGAAGGCAGGUAUCUGGAGCGACUGGAGCCACUCGACCGCUGCGUCAACACCUGGCAUUGCAGAAAGGUCCCAUAGUUGCGAUUCGAAGCCCAGCGAGCACAACUCAACGCUACGAAAGGAGCUCAAGCAGUUUUUCGGCUGGAUGCGCAAACACUCUUACGGCUGUACGGACGUCAGCAUCAAACUCUACGACCAAUGGCGCGUCUGGCUGCAGAAAGCCCAGAAAACACACGACCAGGUACUACAAAGCGGUAAAUCAUAGUGAAACUCUAAAGAAGGCUUGGGAGAGUUUGCGGGGGCCUGCGACAACAAGGUUUUUAUCACUCUCCAGUGCUUGGGACGUUUCAUCUGGAUGAGCCAAGACUCUCUGAAGGAAUCCGCAAGGAGACUGUAGUUUGGCGACAUGAUCUACUGCAUCUCCUGCUAUAGUCCCCGUCAAAUACGUCAAAGGAAGUGCUUUUGUCUCAGACAUGUUAUUUAUAAGGGCAUUAAAGCAUAAAGAAAGACUCAAAAUGACGAAAGAGAGCAUUAAAUGUUGAUAAUGGGAGACUGUCAUUCUCAUUUCUCAUCUCCCUAUUGACCUGUCAUCCAAAAAAGGACCUUUACAACUACACUGUAAAAAGUGAACAGUUGACUUAACUAAUAGAAAAGUGAGGAAACCCGUUGCCUUAAAAUUAAGUAA